Lutzomyia longipalpis is the source of this 2696-nucleotide messenger RNA. RefSeq lists its product as uncharacterized. Gene Ontology annotation, molecular function: protein binding. Gene Ontology annotation, cellular component: plasma membrane. Bases 545 to 1516 code for a protein of 323 amino acids. NCBI's taxonomy places the organism in Eukaryota, Metazoa, Arthropoda, Insecta, Diptera, Psychodidae. The transcript is spliced from 6 exons. The record is from RefSeq and is a predicted model, not a curated record.
AUCCCAACGUCGUCGCAAAUAUUGCAUGGACGUAGUCAGAGAAAUCACCAUUAAUGUGCAGGACACAACUGUGCUGUCUGUUGGUGCUACAAAAAGGAGGAAAAAAAGUGUGUGUGCUGAAAAAAAAGCAGUUUUUAGUGAAUUUUUUUGGGGCAUUUCCACUCAUAGUUGUGGGGUAAAGUGAUUCUGUGGGAAAAAAUCCGGAAAAUUUUGUGAAAAAACGCGUAGAGACGCCAAAAAGGGAUGUGACACCGAGAGAGGGUGGUGAAAAAAAGCCGUGUGUCUGUGUGUGUGGGUGUUGAAAAAGGAAAAUGUGAAGAAAAUCGCCGGGAAAAAUAUUCUCAACAUACAUGAAUGAGCUACGGUGGAUUUUUAAUGGAUUUUUCACCAUUCAAAUGAGCCCCACUGUGGACGACUUUCGAGGCAAUCACAAACAUUUCAAUGGACCUAAUCUCAGUGGAAAUAUAAUGAAAGCUGUGUGAAAUUGAAGGGUUCAUUGCGCCCUGUCUUACCACCCCCACCCCCCCUGAAAAAACACACGUGGAUGAUGCUGUGGAACCUAAAGCCACCGGACGGUGGCUUUCUUCGCGUGGUUUCCCUCCUACUCACCAGCUUCCUCAUUCUUGUCCUCACAGCAAAUGCAGAGGCAACGGAAAAGGAGAAGAAGAGUCAAAUAUAUCAUAUGUCGUUCUUGUGCAAAAAUCACUACCUCCGGCAACUUUAUAGGAAAAUCGAUGGGGCCCUCUUGUGGUCACAGAAUGAAAGGAAUCUCGAUUGUGUCAUCACCUUCCAGACUGAUUCGAUCCUCCAGAGGUUUAUGCUGCGAUUCGAUAUGCUACAACUCGACUGCAAUGAUCAUCUAUACGUGUACGAUAGUGCCCAUGCUGUGGGCAAUCACAAGGCUGAUUUGACGUGCCGCAACACAAAACAAUCAGUUGGGGCUAUUUUCACACGCACCAAUUUCGUGACACUCAAAUAUGUUACCGACAAUUGGGGUACUGACACUAAUGGUUUCAAAUUGGUCAUUACGGCCAUUAAGGAUCCAAAACACUCAUGCAAGGACUUCCGGUGUACUCUACGGGAAUUUUGCAUUCAUCCGGAUCUCGUGUGCGAUGGUGUCAAUAAUUGUGCUGACGGAUCGGACGAAGCUGUUGGUACACUUUGUCCAAUUAGCGAUCCCUACACGAUUCUUGGUUUAGAACUAACAUGGAUCGUACUGGUGGCCGUGAGUGGCUUACUUGUGAUCUGCGCCUGUUGCGUCGGACUCGCCAUCUGCCUAUGUCGGCGAAAUACACGACCAGUAGUUAAUCAAUUUGGCAACAGUAUGCAAUUGCACCCGACAAUUGAAUCAAAUGGAUCAUCAAAGUACAUGCCGGGGUCAACGCUACCUCGUGAAAUUACAUCACUGCCACCGUCGGGAAACUGGCGUCACCCUGCGGGACCAUCAGGGUACCUCCGCAUACAACUCAAUUUGCUGAUGGCCAUAGUCCGUCCCAUUUGCUGCCCGGCAAACUAAGGCAACUCGGACAGCCUGAUCUGUCGCAGUCGGCCGUCGCAUCGGCCGCCCAGAAGGACGAAUGGUUCGUCUGAGGGCUCUUGGGCCAGUCCAAAUGAAGACUGUACGUUUUGGUCAUCACCGCGCAGGGUGUUCCGAGGGGGGUUUGUACCCUAAUCCCUCAUCUUCAUUGUCACUUUGUAUGAAGCAAUUACUCCAACAAAAUCCCGAAUAUAAAAUGGAGGAAUCAUUUUUUUUUCUCUUAAACGUGCAACUCUCAUGAGCACUAUUCCUCCACGGGGACCCCAAUCUUCCACAAAACUCGAAAAUCAUCCUUCAUAAAAGGUGGUAAGUUUAUUUUAUUUUUUUUAUUUACUAAAUUCCUAAAAUUUUCUUUAAUUUCCAUGAGAGUUCUUCUCGACCAAUUUUUUGUAAACAUUUCAAACCUAAAAUUGAAAUAAGAAAAUCUUAGAAUUUAUUCAGGAGACGAAGACAAUCACUUCUCUCCAUUCUAAGGUGAAAAAAUAAAUUAAAAGAAAAGAAAAUCGAUGUAGAGGUAAUUUAUUGAAAUAUUUGUUAAAGAUAGCAAAAGGAAAAUGAAAAAAAAAUGUAACAAUUUAGCAGGAAACAUAUCUCUGGAUUGAAGGGAAAAGGAAUGAUGAUUUCAAUUAAAAAAGAAGUGAGAUAUUUAUUCUAUUAUUUGCAAAAAAAAUGGCGGCUAAUAACGCUUACAGACCUAACCUUAUUUUUACUCUUUGAUAGUUUUCAAGAAAAAAAAUGAAUAAAUUGUCAAUUUAAUAUCAAUGUCAGAAUAUCUAAAAGCAUUUCAUGAGAUUUUGUGUGAAUUUCCUUGCAUAUCUAAACAUAAGUUUUCAAGAGAGAUAAUUUCAAGAAAUCAACAAAAAAUAAAUAAUUUGAAAGCCAUAAUUAAUAAAUUCAAAAUUCAACCGUUAAGCCACCAUUAUGAAUAGAGAAAAGUCAGUAGAAUCUCACAAAACUCAAAAUUCGUUAAAAAAAGUCAUUUUGAUCCCCAAAAUAUUGCAAAAGGAAAGCUUGAUUACUGAAUUGUGCAAAGUGCUAGCUUUUUUCUUUCUUUUCUUUUUAAUUUACCUUAAAAGAGUGAAAGGAAAGAAUUUUCAGAGAGGCACGAUUGUUGUUGAAAUGAAUGCAAAAUGUGGGAGAAUUUUUUUUGUAAGGAAAA